GUUCAAGAGACUUCAGUGAAGCGGUACUAUAAUGGUAAAUCGAAAGGUAAAAACAUACCACAUUGGGUGGGCAUCACAGCAACGAUGUACUUAAACAAUUGAAAUAUUAAAAACAAUCAAAAAAAUUAACACUAUGUACACGAAUUUGUGUGUUGUGCUCACCGAGUCGGCCGAGUAAAAAUAGUGCAUCUACUCUCUAUGCUGUCGCUACGUAGACAACAUGAGUUGUGGUCGAAGCGCGUAAAUUAUAUUAUUUUUAGAGCGAAUGGGAAAAAUAGCGUGCGCGAAAUCCGAGUGCCGUAUCGUGCCGAGUGACUAUUGUCAAAACGUCGAGUGACACUGAUUGAAUCGAGUGCCGUGUGUAGUCACUGACAUUUUAGCAACCGAGUAUAUUAGAUGCAGUGAUUACUAUGAACGAACAUAAAUUUCAAUAAAAAAAAAUGAGUGGUGCAAUAGAAAAUGAUAAAAAACCGGUGGACAAUUGUUAUGUAUGCAAAAAAUUAAGUGCAUUAAAAUGUUCAAAUUGUGUUAAAGUAUUUUAUUGUGGCCACGAACAUCAGCGAAAAGACUGGAAACGCCACAAAUUUGACUGUCGACCAUUUGAGGUUGCGAGUAAUGAAAAAUUUGGUCGAUAUUUGAUAGCUAGUCGUGAUAUAAAAGCCGGCGAGAUAUUGCUAAAGGAAUCACCUCUUGUGUGUGGCCCAUCACAAAUAACGUGUCCCGUAUGUAUUCGUUGUCUGCAGGGUCUUGAUGAGACUGAUAUUACUAAUGAUCAGGUGUGUGCAAAAUGCGGAUGGCCAAUUUGUUUGGAGUGUUCAGCCGAUAAACAAAUCGAAAAAAUGCAUCAUGAUGAAUGCGAGAUAACGGUGGCACGCGGCAACAAAUUUUCAUUACAAAACUACUUUAAUCCACAUCCCACCUAUCAAUGUUUGACGGUGCUACGUUGUUUAUUGUUGAAAGAGCAUUCGCCAGACAAAUGGAAUAAACUUUUUCAAUUGGAGUCACACUGUGAUCAACGACGUGGAAGUGCACAGUGGUGUAAUGAUCGGGAAGGUGUUGCAAAGUUUAUACCGCGUUUUUUUAAAUGCCAUGGCCGAUGGAAUGAAGAAGACAUUCUCAAAGUGGCCGGAAUCGUUCAAAUAAAUGGGCACGAGGUACCGCUGACCACACCACCAUUCGUUGCCAUUUACGAUUUGGCAUCGUUGGUCGAACAUUCGUGCACACCAAAUUUAACAAAAUCAUUUACAUCAAAAGCCGAUUUAAUAUUUUGGGCACCGAAUAAAAUAAAAAAAGGUGAACACUUGAGCAUUUGCUAUUCGGAUGUUUUAUGGGGCACGGAAAAUAGACAACACCAUUUAUUGCAAACGAAAAUGUUUCGUUGUGAUUGUCCCAGAUGCAGCGAUGCCACUGAAUUCGGGACAUUUUUUAGCGCACUAAAAUGUAGCCGAUCAAACAACGGUUGCGAUGGACUUCUUCUACCUGAAAAUCAAGGCCAAUGGCAUGGCAAAUGGAAAUGUAAUAAGUGCAGUGACAUUGUUGAACAGCAGUAUGUAAGAUCGAUUCUUGAUCGAGCCGCCAUGGACCUGGAAGCGUUGGAGAAAGACAAUGAACUACAAUUGACACAAUUUAUUGAACAAUACUCAAAAUGGUUGGCUCCCAAUCAUUAUUACAUUUGCGACGUUGAACUGACUUUAACGCAAGCGAUUGGUUCAGGCGAUCCGAAAAACUUACAACUUAUUUCCAAUUAUCAAUUGCAAAAGAAAAUCGAUUUAUGUGAAAAAUUAUUGAAAUUAUUCAGAGUGUUGGCAGCCGCUGAAUCACGUUGUUUGGGUGCACUACACUUUGAAUUGCAUGCAGGAUUAGCUGAACUUGGCCGUCGUGCUAUGCAGAAUAAAGACAAUUCCUUUCGAAAGGCCAUCGAGAACUCACUAAUAAAUGCAGAAGAAACCGUUCGAUUACUAGCACAUGAACCAAUCGAGCUUAGCGAAGGUCAAAUUUGUAUGCAAGCCAAAGCAAACAUCGAGUCUUUGAGAGUAAUCUUGGCCGCUGCUUCGGACAUUUAAAUUCAAUUUCGUAAAUAUGUCAAAGUACUUGUCAACUGUGGAAUAUUCAUUGAAAAAGUUUUAUUUUCGUAGAAAAGGUAGUUUUUUUUUUGGUUGUCAUCCGGAUACCUUCAAUGAGUUGUUUUCCUUUACAAAGUUUAAAUGAUUCAAAAUGCAAAAAUAAGAUCAUCUAUGUUUUCAAUGAAACGAUAAUAUUGUAUGUUUUGAUUUU
Messenger RNA from Contarinia nasturtii (swede midge), 2274 nucleotides. RefSeq names its product SET domain-containing protein SmydA-8 (gene SmydA-1). Lineage: Eukaryota; Metazoa; Arthropoda; Insecta; Diptera; Cecidomyiidae. The transcript has 8 exons. Gene Ontology annotation, molecular function: protein binding. The record is from RefSeq and is a predicted model, not a curated record. Bases 441 to 2063 code for a protein of 540 amino acids.